Molecule: messenger RNA, 5335 nt
Organism: Amoebophrya sp. A120
Lineage: Eukaryota; Dinophyceae; Syndiniales; Amoebophryaceae
Source: the annotation of a GenBank genome assembly
AGCAGGUGUCUUCGUACAGUGGAAAACAUCUGCGAAGAAUAAGGUCACCUGGCACACAAAGUAGUGUACUUUCACUUGAUAGCGCCGAGUCUCUUGGGUGUGGCACCAGUACUGGCAGUUUAUUAAGAAGUAACGCCAUUUUCAUUUUCAUCUACGCAUUGUCAUUGAUGUAGAGAUACGCUGACACGACAAUCUGUUGCCGUUUCUUUCAGUCAAUUUUAAAGCACACGCACGUAAUCGUAUCCGCAACACGAACACCAUGGGCGGCUCCAAGAAGAAAGUCGGGAAGGAGCGGUUGGAUAAGUACUACCAGCUCGCGAAGGACCAGGGUUACCGUGCGCGUUCCGCGUUCAAAUUGGUGCAGCUGGCAAAAAAGGUGGACUUCCUUUCCGACGCGCGGGUAUGUGUGGAUUUGUGCGGUGCCCCCGGUGGGUGGAGUCAGGUGGCUGCCAAGAACAUGCCCCGGAACUCAAAGAUUCUCUGCUUGGAUCUGUGUUAUCAAAUGUAAAAAUGUCUGGGUCUGGAAGAGUCAUGCUGUUUUUGCAUGACACAGAAGGUCUGGCAUAGAAGCUCUAGCAUCACAGGUUCCGAGAAGCUUCCGUCGUGCCGAAUCCGCGUGACAAAUCCCGCAUUCUGGUGACAGAAAGUGGGCAGCUUUUGCUACCUAUGCAUGAGAGAUCUUUCUGUGUUCUGAAAUGCGCAUUACAAGUUGCAUUCUUCCAGACCCAGACACUUUUACAUUUGAUAUGUGUCCGAUCAAACCGAUUCCCGGUGUCACCGGCAUCUAUCCUGAGUAAAAACGUACCCACACCAGAGUCAGGAUGGGGAUUUUGCAACACAAAUCGAGGAGUUUUGUGAGUCACGCAUGACAAGUUGCACUCCGCAGUGUAGUGCAGGUUAGCAAGUGCAGCCGCAUCACAGAUUCGUCUGCUCAUCCUGUUCACAGCAUCACAAAUUCCAAAACACGAUUGGGAAUGGCUCUCAUGGGGAUGCGCAUUACAAGUCUUCCUGUCUUUGCAAAUCUGCAUUACAACUCUGGUGUGGGGACGUUUUUACUCAGGAUAGCAUCCAGUGUGACAUCACCACGCCAAAGUGCCGACAAUUGAUAAAAAAGGAACUGGAGGGCAGGUACGACAUCAAUUCAUUGGUCCUGUUCAUGGAAUACAUCAUGGGCGAUCAAGAUGAGAUCGCGCGCAAGCAUCUGCAUCUUCAUCUGCAAAAUUUAGAAGAAGCGAACCCUUAUGUUUUCACGGGACUUUCAUAUUCAGAUUCAUCCAGUCAGAUUUUUGGAAUAGUUGAUGCCUGCCCCAUUUCUCAUUCACUAUCUUGUUCCCUCAGGUCUGCCGACGUUGUCCUGAACGAUGGUGCUCCGAACGUGGGUAGUUCAUGGUCCCACGACGCAUACGUGCAGAAUGAGCUGGUUUUGCACGCGACAAAAUUGGCGGCCGAAAUUCUGCGUCCGGGGGGAACCUUUGUCACGAAGGUGUUCCGCUCCCAGGACUACACCUCGCUUUUGUGGGUGUUCGAGCAGUUGUUCGGCAAGGUGGAAGCAACGAAGCCGCAGGCCAGUCGAAACGUGUCCGCGGAAAUUUUCGUGUUGUGUCAAAACUACAAGGCCGUCAAGACGGACCCGAAAUUUUUCGAUCCCCGAUGGGUCUUUAUGGAGGCGGUCGACAGCGAGGCGAAGGAAAAGAAAUCCCAGGCCAGCUUGAUGGACCUCCUGAAGUACCAAGCAAAGAAACACCGAGGUACAGAGAUCUACUAUGUGAAUGGUGGUCGCAGAAGAUCGAAAUCACUGCAACGCGGAGACCGCAUAAACAUUUGACUCUCUAAAAAGUUGUAAACCCACACCGCAUAUUCAUUUUGCAAGCGCUGUCGUGCUCGUGUCACAAUACAUCGUGUCUAGUAGCUGUAGCUGCAGUAAAAAUUACAACACGAAUAACCUCAUAUCAAUAUAACUGCAGGUGGUUACGAGCCUGGAGACGACAUGCGAACGUGCAGCCUGAUGGAUUUUGUGAAAAACCAAAGCCCAGCCCUGAUCCUCACUACGCAUCACAAACUGUUGUACCGCGACGACGAAAGUUUGACGAUAAGCGACGAGCUUCGCGAGUAUUGUGACGAUUUGAAAGUGUUGGGGAAACGGGAAUUGUCCAUGCUACUCAAGUGGCGCAUGCUGACCAGAAGAAACUACGAAAAGGAAAAGAAGACCUCGAUUGACAAAGUGGACAAGGAAGAGAAGAGCGAUGAUGAAUCUGGAUCGGAAAAGGAGGCUGAUGCGGAAGAAAAGCAGGUAAAGACGACCCAUGAUAUCUUCGGCUUUUCCUCUCUUUUUGUUCUUUUCUGUCGCUUUGUGGUUGUGUUUUUAUUUGAUGUCUCGCGACUUCCUCGCGGUCGCGAGCAUUCACUCUUACUAUGCCUCUGUCGCAAGCGCAAAAAUUGCUUCAUGUUUAUCACAAUGUUGGAACUUUCACCCGUAUUCACUCGCAGGCCGAGCCAGCAACCGGCAGCACGAAAAAGGUGAAAUUCGAAAACGCGGAUGAGGAGCUGGAGGCGAUGAUCAAGCAGGUGAAGCAGGAGGAGAAGCGCGAGGCGAAGAAGGCCCGGGAGUUGAAGAAGAAGUUCGAGUGGCGCAAGAAGAUGUCGAUGGGUAUGCGGUACUCCGGAAUCACCCACGACGCGGAGUUGUUCCAACAAGCGCCGAAAAACUUUGGAGACUUCGAAAACGGCGCAGGUGGGCAAAUGGACAGCGAUGACGAGGAGAAGAUGAACGAGGCGGAAGCAGCUGCACAAGAACUCGAAACGGCGGAGGACCGAAAAGAGACCACAGCAACAUCGAAAAAUACAAAUGAUUCCGACAGCGACGAAGAGGAUUCCGACGACCCGGAGAUCGCCGAGUUGAACCGCUUAGCCGACAUGGAGGCGGAGCAGAUUCUCGCCAUGCGCGAGAAGAAGAGCAAACUGUCGCAAGCCGCCAAGGGCCGCGAGCUGAAGCAGAAGAAGGAAACCCGGCGGCAGCAGAAGUACCGCGAAUGGGCGGGGGAGAUGAACCACUUCAACCACGAAAUCGACGAGGAAGCUGCGAAACAGCACCAGGAACGGGAGCAGUUCGACUCUGAUGACGACGACGACUCUGAGGACGACGAGGAGGACGCAGCUGGCGACGCUGCGGCGGCAAACCAGAAGCCGAAGUUGACUGACGAGCUAGACAGCGACGGCGAGGAGGAAGAAGCGAUGAUCUCCACCGCGGCCGAAGAUGAUGCUAUGGACUUGAGCGACGACGAAGCGAUGUCAACAGCAGAUGCAGCAGACGAGGAAAGGGGUACUAUGAGCACGAAGGACAAAGUUCGGGCGGAGAGGUGGUUCUCCCAGGACUUGUUCAGCAGUUUGCAGAAGCGCCUGGCGACGGCGGGGACCACCGCGUCGGCCUCCGUAGCUGCAGCCGCGGGGAAGAAAGCAAAGCAGUCCGCAGCUUCUUCUUCCUCAAAAAGUACUGCUGGACGGGAGAAUCAAAAUCAGAGCAAAGCCAUUCUUACUUCCAGAAAUGAAUCCGAUUCUGAUGCGGACAACAGCGGAGACGAGCAGUCGAUCAAGGCACUGUCCGACGACGAGCUCCCGCACAUCCCGCUUUGCGACAAGAAAAAGCGGCAACUGAAAAAGAGGAAAGAAAAGGAGCGCGAGGCGCGGAAGGCGGCGCAAAACAUCGGUGGCAGUCUGACAGGCAAGGGAAAGAGAAAGUCGGGCAUUGUCGGUCCGGACGGCGAGGAGGUGGUCGACGAGGACGAAAGUGCUGUUGCAGCAAGCAGUCUCGACGACAAAACGCAGUUCGACGUUGUGGAGCGACGGCUGGACGAAGAGAUGGAUAACAUCCUACUGCCGGGGCAGGAAUCUCUGCGCGGAAAAGCAGCAGACGUGCCGGACCAUCUGAAGGUAUUUUUAUGAAAUAGCUCAAAAGUGGUGCGUUCAUUCCGAUCAUCUUUUUGUCGACAACUACAUCUCACUGAAUUCUAAGUCUGUUCGCUUGUAGGCUAGUCGAGCCGCCGUGACCAGAGGCGUUGGAUUGUUUCUACUGAUUGAAAUUGAAAUUGAUCCAUAUUUAUGUGAUUUGCAUUUCAAAAAUCCACUUCUCCACCAGGCCCCCACCGACAAGAAGGAGCUGGCUGCCGUGCAGGCCCUGGGGUCGAUGAUGAUCCGGAAAAAGUCGCGCAUGGCACUCCUCGAUAGUGCGUACAACCGGUACGCGUGGGACGACGAGGGAUUGGAUCUGCCCGAGUGGUUUGUGGAGGACGAAGAGAAGUACAACAAGCCAGAGCUCCCGGUGACCAAGGAACUGAUGGACCAGUACCGGGCCAAGCUGAAGGAAAUCAACCAGCGGCCCAUCCGGAAGGUCGCCGAGGCCAACGCGCGCAACAAAAAGCGGCUGCAGCAGAGAAUGGACAAGGUGCGGAAGCAGGCCAAGCAGCUGGCUGCGGACACGGAAAUGAGCGCCGGAGCGAAAGCGAGAAACAUGGAGAAGAUGCUCCGAAAAGCGCAGAUAUCAAAUGUAAAAAUGUCUGGGUCUGGAAGAAUGCGAGAUUUGUCAUGCACGUUAUGCAUGAGCCAUGAUGUCUGUGAUGCAUACCCUAGCAAUACAGAUUUUUUGAAGGCUUCUUGAUGCCUAUUCCGCAUGACAAAUGCCUUCUCAGCGUAACAAAGGCUAAAUCUGUUCUAACGCCAACCCGCCAGGAGUUAAAUGGUUACUACUACUACUAGCGUAGCAAAAAUUGCAUUCCCUUUGGUACUCAUGCAAUACAGAUUUUUUUGGAAUCCAAAUGCAGCAUCACAAAUUGCAUUCUUCCAGACCCAGACACUUUUACAUUUGAUAGCAGAAGGAGGGUAGCAAGAAGCAGGCCUACAUGGCCAUUCGAAAGGCCGGAGGCAGCAGGAAUGUCACGCAGGGCAAGCCGACCAAGGGCGCGAAAUCCAAGGUGGUCGAUAAGAGGAUGAAAACUGACAAGCGCGGUCAGAAAAAGGCAGAGAAGAAGGCAAAGAAAGGAAAGCACAAGGGCAACCGCGGACGCGCACCGAAGCAAAAGGGCGGCGCAAAAAAGAAGGGAGGCAAAAAGAAGUAGGACGUUGUACCUGCUCCCGUCGGUAGCGGUAACUUCGAGGAUAGUACAAAAAUAAGUAACUAACUUUACGAAAAAAUGUGUGAAGAGUCGUCUUUCGUUUGUGUGAUGUGUCUACGCGAAGACGAACGCGCUUUAUUCAGCAUUUGUACGCACAAGAACUUUUGCAAAUUAUCAUUUCCCAAAAAGUCACCAACAUGUGUGAGAGUCCGUGAAACAACGACGCCAGG